AAAUUCAAAUCGGCGAAGAGGAGCUCGAGCUCGCGCCACUUCGAGAUAAGGACGAUUUAAAUAACGCCCGCGCCAUCUUUUGCCGACACUUAUUCUCCGGCGCUCACCCCGAGAAUACUUAGACUCACGGAACACAAGAAAAAUCACCACCACUGCGAGCACAGCCCCUUCGAGAUGAGAGCCAUUUUCGUGAGCCUGGCGCUGUUCAUAACGCUUUCCGCCGGGCAAAAACUGGGUCAAAUCCAGAACUUCCAGCAAAAGAGCAGCGGCGCAGACUACGUCGAGCUUGAGUGGAGCCUCACGCAGGACAGCGACUACGCUCUCCACAAGUACACACUGACGACGGACAGCGACUUCUCCAACGACGUGCGCUGCUUCAGCGAGCACUGCACCUACAUCAUCGAUUACCUGCCCGCCUGCACCGCCCACAACUUCGAGCUGGUGCCCCACUUCGACGGGCCGACCGGGGACGUGCUGGGGGACGUUGCCACCACCACCGGCUCCACGGCGGACAGUCCUCCUGGAGCCCCUAGCAACAUCGUAGUGUCAGGAUUGGGAAGCACUGGAACCAACCUUACCUGGGACGCCCCCGCCACGAACCCCGGGUGCGUCGACGUUUACGAAGUCUGCUACCGCCUGGAUUCGGACACCGUAACGGAAUGCGAAAAUAGUAGUGACACUUCGAUCAGUCUGACGGCAUUGGAGGCUUGCGGGAAGUACCAGGUCACCGUGACAGGUGUGACGCCCUCAGGCAACGCAGGGGCAUCUUUGGACACCAUCAUCACCACUCAAGACGGAGUGCCCGGACAGCCACAGAACGUUGUCGUGGGUCUCACUACCGUGGAUUCCAUCAGCAUUAAGUGGGACGAUCCUCUGAUCAAUCGACUCUGCAUCGAUAGAUUCGCCUUCUCAUACGGAGAGACUCACACCCGCAGCUUCCAGUACGUGCGGGCGUCCGAUCACGAGGCCAUCAUCUCCCCUUUGAACGGUUGCACCAACUACACCAUCGACGUCUUUGCCGUUAGUUCAGCCGGUAUUGCCGGGCCCUUUGUUAGGAACUAUGCCGCCACCGCUGAAACAGAGCCUCUUGCCCCGCCUUCCGUGAUCGUCGGGGCUCACGGACCGGACUCGAUCGACGUGAUUUGGGGUUCGAAUCCUGACGAGAGGUGUUCGGGUUCCAUCACCAUCUGUUGGCACGACAAUGACCAUGUUGAAAUCUGCGAGAACAUUCCUGAUGGCGGCGGAAACAACUUCACCAUCACAGACCUGUUGCCGUGCAGCAGUUACGACGUGAUUGUCUCCGUCGUGACUCCUGGAGGUAUCAUCGGCCAACCCGCUGGCAACGCCACUCACACCGAGGACGUCCCGCCCGGCCCCGUCAAAUUCCUGCGCAUGAAAGAAGUGACGUCCCACGAGAUGACCAUCAGCUACGAAGCCCCCGACACCCACCCUCAAUGCGUUCACGAGUACGAUAUCGAGAUUAUCAACCAGGACGACUACUUCAGCAAACACAGCCACGUCGUGCCGUAUAUGGACGGCACGUUCACGGACCUCGAGGCUUGCGCCGACUACCUCGUCAACGUCAGAGCUGUAACAAGAACCGGGCUCUUCUCGGAGUGGCGCUCGAUCACCACCACGACCGGGGGCGACGUGCCGAGCGUCCCCAGAUCCUUUGCGGUGGAAGGGCUUCAGUAUGACCUCCGUCACACUUAACUGGUGGCAGCCUGACACCAACAAACUCUGCGUCACGAAAUACCGUCUUGAGUGGACCGAUGGGACAAUCUCCAACUCCACCGAGAUCAGCCCUUCCCCUGGCCAGGCCCUGCCCUUCGAAAACCAGUUUAUCGCCACAGGACUCGUCGCCUGCACCGACUAUACGUUCACCGUGUACGCCAUUUCCGACGUAGGAGGGACCAGCAACCCCGCCACCGUCACCCAGAAAACGGAAUGCGCCCGUUAGCUGGAAUCCACUUACUUCUUCGCCAAAGGGAA
Molecule: messenger RNA, 1992 nt
Organism: Penaeus monodon (black tiger shrimp)
Lineage: Eukaryota; Metazoa; Arthropoda; Malacostraca; Decapoda; Penaeidae
Product: tyrosine-protein phosphatase Lar-like
Exons: 8
Coding region: 175-1713 (512 amino acids)
Molecular function (GO): protein binding
Source: RefSeq, a predicted model, not a curated record